Molecule: messenger RNA, 5398 nt
Organism: Ruditapes philippinarum (Manila clam)
Lineage: Eukaryota; Metazoa; Mollusca; Bivalvia; Venerida; Veneridae
Product: NACHT and WD repeat domain-containing protein 2-like
Exons: 12
Coding region: 166-4974 (1602 amino acids)
Molecular function (GO): protein binding
Source: RefSeq, a predicted model, not a curated record
UUCUACCGUGACCUUCGAUUUACUUAAACAUGUUCUAAUUAAAUAUAAUAUAUUGAUCGAUUUUACACUAUACGUUAAAUCCUAUAAUAUUGGUAUUUCAUUUAUUCUAACUACAUGUAUAUUUUACAAAUAUGGACUUCGUUUUACAUAUAGGUGUGGGCAGUCAUGGGAUCAGGAAGCUCGAAAAAUGAUAAGAAAAAUGGAAAUGGAAUUACGCCUGCGGUAAAGACAGAAAUUCAUACACCGGUCAAAGAACAACCAGCACAGGAAGUUCGAAAAGAAGAAAUGUUCCGGACAUUUAAAGCAGAACAAAACUCGCCGUCAGCAACAAAAACGAAUAAAUCCGGUAAUGCGAAUGAAGCUGAAUUACCUUGGAAACAAGCCUUGGAUAAAGUAGAAGCGAUGGAGAUAUGGGAGGGAAAAAACCGGGAAGAAAGGAGUCCAUGGAAAGAAUAUUUACAGAAAGCAGACGACAUUUUAAAGAAACCGCGUAAAGCGAUUCCUAAGGAGAUAGUGAGUCAGAUCCUUCAAGGUGACAUGACGGCCGUAGAUAUAUCCAGCGUGCCGACAGCCCAGCCAAAGGUCGUUGUAUUUGUCAGUUCAACUUUUACAGACACCAAAGCUGAGCGAAACCAUCUUAUGAAAGAUGUUUAUCCAUAUUUAAGAAGUUUAUGCAGGCGACUUGGUGUCGAAUUUGGUACAGUGGACAUGAGGUGGGGAGUGACAAAAGAGGCCACGCUGGAUCACAGUACAGUAGAUAUGUGCGUCAACGAAAUACAUAGAUGUGUUAAAGACAGUGUUGGUCCGGCUUUUCUGUGCCUGAUGGGUCACAAGUAUGGAUAUAGACCUCUGCCUGCACAAAUAGAGCAAUCGGAGUUAGAUACUCUUCUACAUCAUCUGCAACAGGCUGGGCAAGAUACUUCGAUGAUUAAAAGCUUCUAUUCACUCGACAAUAAUGCGGUCCCGUCUGAAUUUGUACUAAAACCUCAAACGGAAGACAAUAAAACAUGGUGGGACGACGUUGAAACGAUUCAGAAUCAGCUGCGAGAAGCCUCCGCCGCUUGCUUUGGCAAAGAAAACGCGAAAUAUGACAAAUACCAUAUAUCUGUGACCGAAACUGAAAUACAUGAGGGUGUAUUUAACAAUCAAAACGCUAAAGAUCAAGCUAUUUUCAUACGUCGAGAUCUCGCGAGAUUUGAUUCGGAAUUUCACAAAGAUCGUAAAAUCCUUGAUCUUGUAGGGAAAGAAGUUGACGAAUAUGCCCAUGACAAACUUGCAGAACUCAGGGAAAAGAAGAUAACCAGUAAGGUUCAUCCCGACACUGUAAGAGAUAUGAAAUAUGAAGAAGGAAAACCAACACAGAUUACUGAUCAAAUAAGAGAUUUGUGUGAGCAUGUUUGUAAAACUAUGGCUGAUGGAAUUCUGGAAAGCUACGAAAAGCGGCUUCAUGUUGAAGAGGAUAGAGUAUUUCAAGAAGCAUUGCAACACAGAACCCAUGCAAACGAGAAAGCUGGUUUAUUUGUUGGGAGGGAACACGAAAUUGGAAUGAUAUCAGAUUAUCUUCACUCAGAGUCAUUAACGCCGCUUGUUGUUCACGGUCAAUCUGGUUGUGGGAAAACGGCAUUAAUGGCCGUUGCUGCAAGAAAAGCAAAAGACGUUUUUCACAAUGCUGUAGUAGUUCUUCGUUUCCUGGGUACAACCGGACAAACCGCAUCCGCUCGGCUACUACUGCUGAACGUGUGUGCGCAGAUCACUCGUGUUUUCGACAAAGAUUUGUCAGCCAUACCUACAUCUUACAAAGACCUCGUGAAAUACUUCCGAACCUGCCUUGCAUUUGCUACAUCGGAUAAACCUAUCAUAGUGUUUCUUGAUUCAUUAGACCAGUUGAAUAACGAAGACUUUGGACAAAAUUUAGCGUGGCUUUCGUUAUCCGAAGAUUUGCCUCCGAAUGUUAGACUGGUGGUAUCAUCUUUACCAACCCGUUCUUUAGAUAUUCUUAAAUCCCAUCUGAAGGACGCUGUAUUUGUUGAAGUUAAGCAAUUGUCCAUAAAUGAAGGACCUGAAAUUUUAAACAAAAUGCUCGAAGCGAAACAUCGCCGUGUGACUGAAUCUCAGAAAUCACUUAUCAUUAAUGCUUUCAAGAAGUGUCCAUUGCCUUUGUUUUUGCGUCUGGUUGUUGACAUUGCUGAACGUUGGAAAUCGUUUGAAGACGUAGACUCUGAUGCUUUAGCAGACGACAUGCCCGGCCUGAUUACUAAGUUGUUUGAUCGACUAGAAUCCCGUUAUGGUGACAUGUUUGUGCACCAUUCUCUAGGUUACAUAACUGCUUCUAAGAAUGGUUUAUCACUUGCUGAGCUAGAGGACAUACUAUCAUGUGAUGACGAAGUUUUGGACAGUAUUUUCAAGUGGUGGAUACCACCAAUUAGGCGUAUGCCUCCACUUCUAUGGGCGAGGGUAAGAAACGAGCUUGGCAUUUAUCUCUCAGAAAAAGGCACCGAUGGAAUAAGCGCCUAUGGAUGGUACCAUAGGCAGUUCUGGGAAACAGCCGAGAAAAGAUACAUCCAAAGGCCUUACAAUAAAGAUAAACAAAACUUUGGCGAAAAAGCCCACACAGCUAUUGCAAACUACUUUGAAGGUAAAUGGGAUAACGGGAAACUGUAUACUCACAAAGGAGAGACGAAAAAUGAAGAUAGAAAAAUAGCUAAACAGCCUCUUGUCUUGGGUGGACUAAAUCGUGAGACGAAACGACAGCUUAACAGGAGGAAACUCACAGAGCUGCCAUAUCAUCUUAUACAACUGAAAGAAUGGGACCGGUUUAAAAAGCUCGUAUUAGAUCUAGAGUAUGUCGAGGCAAAGUUUGAAGCUGGUGACGGUUACAAUUGUCUUAGUGAACUUAUAGAAGCUACAAAACGAUCUGCGUGUGAAGAUAUCAAGAGAAUAACUCGGUUUGUUGGAUCAAAUCUAGGGUUUUUGAUAAGAGAACCGUCCGGGGUUUAUCAGAUGGCUUUACAGCAGGCAAGGGGAAGUUGCAUACGAGAACUGUUGGACGUGUUGAACAAGGAAAGUUUACCAAUGCCUCUGAUGGUAAAUCUACACGAAUCUGACUAUGACGACCCUUGUGAAAUGACCAUGCAUGGACAUACCGCGACGCUUCGAUGCUGCAACUUUUCACCUACAGGGGAUCUUAUUCUAUCUUCGGCUGACGACUGUACUAUGCGGGUCUGGGAUGCAACAACAGGGGCUGAGAUAGUGACUAUUACGUCACUUCCGGAACCAAUAUUUCCGGAUGAAAGUGAAGGCAUGCAGCUGAUGUUACAUCCAGUAAAUCCUUCGUGUUUCUCACGCACUGGUGAAAAUAUAGCAAAUGGUACAGAGUUAGGUGAAGUCAUGCUUUGGGAUAAAUCCGGUGUUCAGUUAUGCUCUCAGAGCACGGGUAAUAAGGCGGUGGUGUAUAUACAAUUCUCCCCAGACAAUCGUCACAUCGCCACGGCCUUCAAAAACAGUGUUCUCUCAAUUUGGUCGUCUGCAGACUUGAAUCUCGUGAAAACGGUUAAUAUCGACUGGUAUGAUUUGACAUGUCUGGACUUUUCUAGGGACGGAAAGAAACUGGCCGUGAUGAGCACGAGAGGACUUAUUUUGUUGGAUACGAACGAGUACAAUGUGACAUCAAAGACACCAGGAAGUUGCUAUACCAAUCUUUGCUGUGCUUUUCAUCCAACGGGCUCAUGGGUAAUGACUGGCGGAGAUGACAGCUGCGUGGGUAUAUGGAACGCCGAAACCGGCGCCUUUAUCUCAAAAAUGAGAAAACACACUGCUUGGAUUUGGUCCAUACAAUUCACCCCUGACGGUAAACAUAUGUUUACAGGCUCCUCCGAUAGAUCAAUGAAAGUAUGGCAGAUGGGAGAAUCUCGUUGGGAUGUCAUAGCAACAGUAGGGGGUCACUCACACAGGGUCAGCAUGAUUUCAAUUACAGGAAGUGGUGAUAAAAUUGUCACCUCUUCAUUAGACAGAUCACUAAAGGUAUGGGACACAAAAACUCUACUACAAGGCGCUGUGCCCCCUGUCGGAAGCGGUCAUUACCUCACAUGUAUGACGUCACCAAAUGGAGCAUUGGUUGCAAUUUCCCAAGGUUGGAGCAGGGUAUGUGGGAUACUGGAGACAGGAAAUCCUGAUCAGGAACCAAAGAAGUAUACCGAGGCUCAUACAGGGUUUAUAAAAAUGGUACAGUUCAACCAUGAUGGCAGUUGCUUGUAUGUGCUUGACCAUGGACAUUGUGGAACAUACGAUGCCGGAUCAGAAAAGAAUGCCCGGAUAGAGAUUUGCCCGGUAUCAGAUGAUGGCGAAAGCACAUAUAUAGACGUAGAAUCACCGUACUGCUUCUCUCUAACGAACAAACACGUCGUCGUCGGAACAUUUUCCGGGUAUAUCCACAUGUUUGACUUAGAAAGCGAUAAAGAAAUAUUCAAAUGGAAGUCACGAAGUACAGGGACUAUUACCAGGGUAGCAGCAUGGAACGGAGGUUCCAGAUACCUUGUUGCUGCGUGUUUCGGCCAAGUAUGCCAAAUAUGGGAAUUCAACGGAAGUAGUGUCAAUCUCCUGGCCGACUUGACUGAGAAUGAUUCGGAUAUUUCCGAAGUUUCAUUUUCCCCCGACGGCCGAUAUCUUGUCAACGGCGGCAACUCUGGAAAACUUUAUAUAUGGGAUACUUCAAACAAAAAAGUCACUCUUUAUAAAGUGGCUACUGAGCAUGCGUCAUACAUCAAGGAUGUGAGGUUCUCAACUUCCGGGAACUAUUUAGCGACGUCAGCAGGCCUGACCAUGCGCAUGUGGGACGUCAAAAAUAAUUUUAAUCUAUUUUCGACAUAUUAUGCUCCCGUUAACUGCGCAUCAUUUUUGAAUGAUAGUGUAGUUAUCGUUGGUGAGGCUACCGGAAACAGGAAGUUCCUGCAAUUUAGGAAAUUGGUAUCAAAUUGACGUCAUCAGCUGUCAUAUGACCGGAAGUUUGGCGUAGAACACUUGAUUUGUGUACAUUAGUUAUACCUUUAUUUAUACAUCUUUCUAUUUUCUAGUUUAUCUAAAUUUUGCAAUACUUUAUUUGCUCAAUAUUAUUUUAAUAUUUGCAAGUAGGAAACGAAAUUAAUACAAGUGAAAUAUGACUUUUUCAUUGCGUGGUGACACGGGGCAAAGACAAAAGAACUGUGACGAGGAACCAAUCCGGUAGACAGAGAUAAUAUCAUUUAACCGUCUUUUACACUCAUAAGGGGAGAAAACUCGAAAGCGUGAACUAUAUGUUGAUUCUAGACAACUAGCAGGUGGUUCUGAUAAUGCCUGUAAAGAUAUAAGUUGUUUUUUGUUGUUGUUGUUUUUUUUUUUUUGGGGGGGGGGAUCAGUUACAUAA